This is a messenger RNA of Volvox carteri f. nagariensis, 1449 nucleotides long. RefSeq lists its product as uncharacterized. Gene Ontology annotation, biological process: lipid biosynthetic process; DIM/DIP cell wall layer assembly. NCBI's taxonomy places the organism in Eukaryota, Viridiplantae, Chlorophyta, Chlorophyceae, Chlamydomonadales, Volvocaceae. Gene Ontology annotation, cellular component: plasma membrane. The record is from RefSeq and is a predicted model, not a curated record. Gene Ontology annotation, molecular function: methyltransferase activity. The transcript is spliced from 10 exons. The coding region runs from base 1 to 1449 and encodes 482 amino acids.
AUGAUACCAGCAAUUGUAAAGGCUACUAAUCGUGCUAAAGGACAGCGCGUUCUUUUCUCUCUGCUCCUGGUAAUUGCUGGAGCUGCGGAUGUUGCACUUGCGGACAGAGGCCCAAAACGGAUGAGGCGUUUGCCGGAUGCUGCCGUCCCCAUCAACCUCUAUGAGCUACUGGGCCCCGAUGCUUAUGCGCGAGGGGUGAUUUGGCAGCCCAUGAAUUGCUAUGCGCCCACCAGUCAGCGAAUUGAGGGGGAGGUCCAGGAGGGCAAACUCAAGCAGCUGGAGGAUAUGUUGGAGCAAGACUUGCUUCAGGCGCUGAGUGACGCCACCCAUGUGCCCGUUACGAGUCUCAGCCGGCAGUCCAGCUUCCCCGGGGUAGUGGUUGGCCCCUCCCUGGACAUGAACCGGCUAGAGCACGACAUGUCGUACAGAAAACACGCUCUGCGCCCGCUAUCCUCGGACCCUCGCUACUGGCGGUGGCUGAGAGCUAUGAGUCUGGCGGUGUUGAAGUACACGGUGGACCACAAAGACCCGGCGCUGGGGAAAAAACCCAUGGCAUGCAUCAACGACACGAUUGCGGCCAUCUUCCACUGGGGUCUCUUCAACGACCCCAACGCGCGAAUUGGAACAGUGCUGCAGAGGGUGAUUCGGGAUCCAGGGUGGUGCAGUGUACGGCCAUUGUACGAGCCGUACGGAGUCUGGCUCAAAAAGGAGCGGAUGAUGUCGCGGAGUCGCGACGAGCAGCGAUUCCGUUUCGACAACCGCCACAAAGACCGGGUCAUGUUUCUGUUCGACAUCUUGUACGAGAGUGAAAAUGCAUUUAAACGCCAGCACUGGCUAGGGGCCGUCGCACAGCAGAACCCUUUCGACAUGUACGGCAUUAUGGAUCUGAUUCACACCCUGGAACCGGAUCUGAUCGUGGAGACAGGUACGGCAAACGGCGGCAGCGCGCUAAUGUGGGCAAGCAUGUUACAUUUGACCCGACCUGGCCUUGGUCGGGUAAUUACCGUUGACGUCAACGACCCGGUGGUUGUUAGUUGGGCGGGGGUUAGCGCCAAGGACCCCACUAAGAACCCACUGUGGUCCCAGUACGUCACAUUCUUAAAGCUCGAGGCCGAGGCCUACUGCCCGCUGGUGACCAACGGCAGCUAUUGCGUGGUGGAGGACACCAAGCUGUCGCGCUUCUCCGCCGUGGGGGGCCCCACCCCCGGGAUACAGCGCUUCCUGGACGCACAUCCGGACUUCGUUGUGGACCGGGAGCGGGAGCCCUUCUACACACAGCACGUUGGGGGCUACCUGAUGAGGGUGAUUGGCGGCGAGCGCAACAAGACGCGCAGCAGUGGCGGAGGCAGUGGUGGUGGCAAGGCCGGGAAAAGUGGGGGAGCGAAGGCCGGCGAUGGACGUCGAAGAGUGCGGAGGAGUGGGAGGAGGAUUAGACGGGGGAUGUCGUAG